AUUCUUGAAAUUUCUUCACGAUUAGUUAAUUGUGACAGAAUUUUUCCUUAAAUCUAAUCGAAAUUUUCGUGUUUUUCAUUUUUGUGAUUGCCCUUCACUGUCAACGACACAUACAUAUAGUAGUUUCUUUCAUACGUAGAAUGUGCAAGUUCAGAAGUUCAGCUCCUUACGUGCGUCAUAAUGGUUGUCUCAGUUAAUUCAUCAACGCAUGUUUGCAAUUAAUUAUGCAAAAUCAAUUACACAAUCACAGUGGCUACGGCAGAUGAAUACUUUUAAGUGUGUAUUCUGAAACUGUUUAUUUAUCAAAACCCGGUUAUCGAUUUCUACGGCAUUUGUUCUUCAAGUUUAUGGUGAACGUAAAGUGGAAUAAUUUACAAUUCGUGAUGUCAAUGAGAGCGGCGAAGUGUCCGUACAGAUUUCUAAAUUCGUAGGACAACCUGAGUGGCAGAAAAAAAAUUAUCCCGUCUUUUCUAGUCGGGCAUGUUUUUGUUCCGUGCAACAACGAAGAGCGUUACACGACUCCUCAGAAAUAGGGUUGCGGACGUUGUUAAAAUCUCAAAAAUUCCACGGGCAGACUCGAAAAACAGCGCAACCACUGAUACUGUCGACUGUGGAGCUACGCAAAAAGACGUCGGCAAGCAGCAGAUGAAGAUAAUCCGUGUGUACCGAUGGAAUCCCCACGAGCCAAAGACAAAACCAUACAUGCAGCAGUUCGUGGUGGAUAUGAACAAGCGAGGAACAAUGGUGCUUGACGCCCUGCAAGUUAUAAAAUCAGAAUACGACGCAACUCUUUCUUUCCGAAGAUCUUGCCGGGAAGGAAUCUGUGGAAGCUGCGCGAUGAACAUCAACGGUGUCAACACCCUCGCGUGUCUCACGAAACUGGAUAUGAAUUCAUCAAAGCCUGUGAUAAUUUAUCCUCUGCCCCACAUGUAUGUUAUCCGUGAUCUUGUGCCAGACAUGUCACACUUUUUGGAGCAGUACAAAAUGAUUGAUCCCUGGUUGAAGAGACGGGGUGAAGAUCAGUUCAUUGGCUAUCGACAGACCCUUCAAAGCCAGAGGGAUAGAGCAAAAUUGGAUGGGCUUCACGAAUGUGUGAUGUGCGGGUGCUGUACAUAUGCUUGCCCGCCCUACUGGUGGCUUGGAGACAAAUACCUUGGACCCGCAGUCCUGAUGCAGGCAUACAGAUGGAUAAUCGAUUCAAGGGAUUUUGAGCAUGCGGAACGACUCGCAAAACUGCGGGAUUUUUAUUCAGUAUUCCGUUGCCACACUAUUUUCAACUGCACGAAAACAUGUCCUAAGGGGUUGAACCCAGGAAAAGCAAUAGCGCAAAUAAAAAGGCUACUCGCUGGACUCACGAAAAAGGAAAAACCUGACCUCGUCACUGCAGUUCCAGAUCCAUGCAGUGGGCCUCUCGAUACAAAAGGACACCGCGAUAAAUGAAUUUCUCAGUGAUAGCGAAGUUAAUUUCCGUUGUAACAUACGUAUGCAAGGCGGACUGUUCAAUAAAAUUCUUUUACAAGUUA
Messenger RNA from Athalia rosae (coleseed sawfly), 1523 nucleotides. Its product is annotated as succinate dehydrogenase [ubiquinone] iron-sulfur subunit-like. Gene Ontology annotation, cellular component: mitochondrial membrane. NCBI's taxonomy places the organism in Eukaryota, Metazoa, Arthropoda, Insecta, Hymenoptera, Athaliidae. Gene Ontology annotation, biological process: tricarboxylic acid cycle; respiratory electron transport chain; aerobic respiration. The transcript has 5 exons. The coding region runs from base 481 to 1440 and encodes 319 amino acids. Gene Ontology annotation, molecular function: 2 iron, 2 sulfur cluster binding; electron transfer activity. The record is from RefSeq and is a predicted model, not a curated record.